Molecule: messenger RNA, 2232 nt
Organism: Coccinella septempunctata (seven-spotted ladybird)
Lineage: Eukaryota; Metazoa; Arthropoda; Insecta; Coleoptera; Coccinellidae
Product: kinesin-like protein Klp10A
Exons: 4
Coding region: 114-1982 (622 amino acids)
Biological process (GO): microtubule-based movement
Molecular function (GO): microtubule binding; ATP binding; microtubule motor activity
Source: RefSeq, a predicted model, not a curated record
AACUGUUGCAUUCGAGACCAGAUAAUUUUCACAAGUUUGAUCAAUAAAUUGUUCACCGAAACGUUACGCUAAGAGAUUUUUCCGAGAGUCAAAGUAUAAUAAAAUCAAAUGCAAUGCGUUUCAAAUGUUUCUUCUCGCACAAAAAAAAAGAUAAGGGAGGUAAAAUGUUCCCGAUUGCUGUCGAUGAAAGAGAUCCAGAAAAACGAAAACCACCAGUGCUGGGAUCUGCUGUCAGAAAAUGCAAGAGCAUCAGCAAUGAACUGUGUUACAAUGCUGGACAGAAAACAUUCGAGAAGAGUCCAAAUGUAGGCGAUAUUCCAGAGGACAUACCAUCCCCUCCACCAUCACCAUCCCCGCCAAAAUCACCGAAAAAACAGCCCAAGAGGAGGGAAUCGAUGUUCGAGUACAAGUCAGAGGCGGCUCGCAAGGUGGAGCAGAUCGCCCGGAUAAGGGACCAGCGUCGUCAGAAGCAGGCGGACGAGAGGGCGCUACGCGAGCAGAUAAUCCAAUGCGAGCAGAACCACCCCUAUUGGGAGUUCGAGCAGAUGAUCGGCGAGUUCAAGAGCGGCAAAGAGUUCCAUCCGCUGCGGGAGACGGAUCCAGUGGUGGAGAACCAGAUAACGGUGUGCGUGAGGAAGAGGCCGCUGAACGACAAGGAGCACCACAAGAAGGAGAUAGACGUGAUGAGCGUGCCGACCAAGAACCAGCUGAUAGUGCACGAGCCGAGGCAUAAGGUUGACCUCACCAAGUACCUGGAGAACCAGCUCUUCCGCUUCGAUUACGUCUUCGACGAGUCCUGCACCAACGACAUCGUGUACAAAUUCACGGCUAAGCCCCUGGUGAAGACGAUCUUCGAGGGAGGAAUGGCGACCUGCUUCGCGUACGGACAGACGGGCUCUGGAAAGACGCACACCAUGGGUGGGGAGUUUCGAGGAAAGCAACAAAACUUCAAAAAUGGUAUAUAUGGCCUGGUAGCAAUCGACGUUUUCAACUACAUCAACCAUCCAAAAUACAUCAGAGAAGACUACAUUGUAUCUGCCAGCUUCUUUGAAAUAUACGGCAAAUUAGUGUUCGACCUGCUGGCCAAGAAAAAACGUCUCCGCGUCCUGGAAGAUGGCAAGCAGCAGGUUCAAGUAGUGGGACUAACAGAAAGGGUUGUAUCCAAGGUUGACGACGUGAUCGAUCUCAUCCAGAAGGGAAGCUUAGAGAGAACUUCGGGGAUGACCUCUGCGAACUCAAAUUCAUCAAGAUCUCACGCCGUCUUCCAGAUCAUCAUAAGAAAGAACAACGCCAGAAACAUAACUGGAAAAUUUUCGCUCAUAGAUUUAGCUGGCAACGAAAGAGGCGCUGACACCUUCAAUUCUAACAGGCAGACAAGACUGGAAGGUGCAGACAUCAACAAAUCCCUGCUGGCCUUGAAGGAAUGCAUCAGAGCACUGGGAAAAAAGGGUUCACACUGUCCCUUCAGAGGCAGCAAACUGACGCAGGUCUUGAGAGAUUCCUUCAUAGGAGAAAAAUCCAGGACCUGCAUGAUAGCGUUGAUCUCCCCAGGGGUUGCAUCAGUCGAGCAUUCGCUGAACACCCUCAGAUACGCAGACCGGGUGAAAGAACUGGUAGCGAGUGAAGAUUUCGUAGAUGAUAACUACUACGCGCAAGGAGAAGACCUGUUGAAUGACUUGGAAGACAUGGAGGAGGAGAACGAAGACGAAGAGGAGGAAGAGAGCACCAAAGGUCUGAUGGACGAGAUAAAUGCUUUGGAAAACAACGUCUUGGAAAACAACAGAUUGGUGAUAGAAAGCUGUGCGCACUUUCAUCGCAUGGCAUGCGAACUCUACAACAACAGCCAAGAGAACGGGCAUAGCAAGCAGACUUACGCCAGAAACUGGAAGAAUUUACUGAGAGAAAUGAUCGAUAUUCAGAGGGCGGCCUUCAUAAAGGCCUCGGAAUUUUGUAACGUUCUGGAAGAAAACUGUAUUCCAUAAUAACCUCUAAUCAAUUAACAGAUAAAUUAUUCAAAUUAAAGGGUAUUCUUUCAUAAUUUGUAAUGUUGCCUGUAUCUUCUCUAUUUUUACAAUUUACGAUUGUGAUAUAGUCAGUCCAGAUAGCUCGAAAAUGUUUUAUAUAUUGGAGUCGGCAGUCUCGAGAUUUUCAAAAAAAAUUUAUGAAUUUAUAAAUUGUCUCUUUCUCAAGGUAUGAUUAUUUGGUGAAAUAUACGAUGAAAAUUUCUCUAUU